Racocetra persica is the source of this 476-nucleotide messenger RNA. The record is from the annotation of a GenBank genome assembly. NCBI's taxonomy places the organism in Eukaryota, Fungi, Glomeromycota, Glomeromycetes, Diversisporales, Gigasporaceae.
GCAGCCUAAAUUUUAAUGGUUUAGUAGUAAAAGAUACUAGUCAAGUAAAAAAAAUAGUCGGAACUGAACGACCGCAGGCAGAAAUUACUUUUCAAGUCAUUAGUCAACAGAAAAAAACCCAAGGGGCCGACCCUGACCCAAAAAAUUAUAACCACGAAUUAGUAGUUAAGCCUUUUUCUCUUGGCAUGGAGGGGAUACCGGAAAUUUCCCGAAUUAUUUUUAUUUUUUCUUCUCUUGCCCCAGGACAAAAAGAAGUUGAGAAAGGAAUAAUAAAAACCGAAUUAUAUAACAGUAAAUUAUUAGCCGAAAGUGAUGGUAAAACUUUUAAUAUAAGUAGUCUCCGAGAAAAAACCAGUUCGGAUAACCAACCACCAAAACCUAGCCAGAAUGAUAAUCCUCCAUCUCCCAACCCGCCAAAAAUAGUGACAAUUCUCCUCCUUCUGGUGGAAAUAAUCAACUGGGAAAUCAUUCAUAAC